AUGGAGAUGAAGACCAGCAUACUGCUUCUGGCCCUUCUUCGGCUCGCCAGCGCGCUCGAAAACACGAACGAGGAGGACGACACGGAGGAGGACGACGAGGAGAAUUAUCCGGUGGAUGACUAUGACUACGGUGACUAUGAAACCGCGACUAGAACCAGCGACACCGAUCUUAUCGCUGGUGGCUCGUUGCCGAUCUUCUUGGCGGAGCCUGUCGACACGUUCGUCGUCAAGGGGAAACCAGCUACCCUACACUGCCGCGCUGCACAUGCUCUUGUGGUGUAUUUUCAGUGCAACGGUGACCAGGCGGAACGAUCGCAGCACCAGGAUUUCGUCGACCCUCGGACCGGAACGAGGGUCGUGGAGGUCGAAUUGAACGUGACGAGGAACGAGGUCGAGGAGUACUUCGGCAGGGAGAGGUUCAAGUGCGAGUGCGUGGCAUGGUCGGGACCAGGUCAGAUCCGAGGGCAGCCAGCCACAGUUGAGGUCGCCUACCUGAAGAAGCACUUCCUGUCGCCGCCGUAUUCGUUGUCGGUCGAGGCGGGUCGGAACGCUGAGCUGCGAUGCUCGCCGCCCAUGGGAAUCCCACAGCCGAAAGUCUACUGGCUGAAGAAUGGCUCGCCCCUGGAGACGAUCACCACCUCGACGACACCUUCCCCCGUCCAAGGUGGCAUACCGAACGAUCUGUCGUUCGCCGGGAACUUCCUGCAAACCGUUGAAGGACACCUGAUACUCGGCGAGGCCGAGCUCAGGCACCAAGGGAAUUACUCCUGCGUCGCCGAGAACAUCGCUGCGAGGCGGGUCAGUGAACCGGCGGUGCUGACGGUUUACGUGAACGGCGGGUGGUCUUCCUGGUCCGGAUGGUCGGACUGCAGCGUCCGUUGCGGCCGAGGUGUACAAAAGAGGACACGGGCUUGCACGAACCCGGUGCCCAUCAACGGAGGGCAGAGCUGUCCCGGGCCGGCCACUCAAAGGGUCGAAUGCAAUCCUUCCUGUCCUGCGGUCGACGGCAGAUGGUCAAGCUGGUCCUCGUGGUCCGCAUGCGGUCCCGAUUGUUCCAGAGCGAGGAGGAGAUCCUGCAACGACCCCCCGGCGAGCAAUGGUGGUCGUCCCUGUCAGGGCAAGGACGUCAUCGUCGAGUCUUGUUCCGCGGAUCGAUGUAAUGCCCUCGGACAAGACGGCCCACGAGUCUUCAAGGAAGCAGCUCGAUCGAUCGAUCAUAGAAACAUACUCGCCCUCUGGAUCACACUGAGCCUUGCUGUGAUCAUUCUGGCGUUGACAACCAUCUUCUUCGUUCGACUGAUGCGUCGGAAAGAGAGAAUGGAACCACUGUACGGCGUCGCGAGAUUAGACUUCCGGCGACCCGGUGACCUGACAAAGUCGGUCGUCUCGAAGAACAACCGGUCGGUUCUGUCUGUCGAUAGACGUCUCGAGCAGGUGAUAGACGAGUCGAACGCGGCCAGAAUGCCUAGGUCUUGCUCGGAGCACCAUUACGACGUGCCUCAGCUAUCUUUGCCCUCUACCACCAGGCCGUCACCGAGUUCAUCCGUGACCAGGUCUUCCUGUAGGAACUCCCAGCGUGGUCGAGGAUUGUCCGACAACGAGGAAGGUCGAUCGUCCCGUUCAACGUGUCACGCGAACGCUGAGAGCACCAAUGAAGACGACGACGAUCACGACGAGGACGAUUUACUAGAUGAUGAUAAAAGUCAAGGAGAUUCGGGUGGUUUCAUCGUUAGAGCGAUAGUAGACGAGCAAGGUUCCCUGUUGGUGGUUCCUGAGGUUGGAGUCUCCAUGUCUGUCCCAGAAGGAGCAGUUCCCCGAGGUCGUCGACACAGUUUACACUUAGCUGUUCUUGGAGACGACUAUCUUAGGCCAGGUCUUCCGCCUGGUCUGACUUUGUUGUCAGCUGUGGUAGCCUGCGGGCCGAGUGACGUCGACCUGGUGAAGCCCGUGAUUCUUCAGUUCGAGCACUGCGCUGAACUCAGGACAGAUAAUUGGGAGCUGAGCCUCUGGUCCACGGACCUCGACCUGGAGACACGGUCCAGUAACUCCACGAACUCGUCCACAAGCUCGAACGUUACGUCCACGAUGAUGUGGCGGAAGAUCCUGACGCUGGGCGGAGAACCGAUCAAUCUUCCCGGACAACCUUUCGCACAGCUUGAUCACACCGGGGUGUUCUUGGUCACCGAGACGCCCAGCGCCUACGCAGUAGCUGGUGAGAACUCUUCUGUCGCUCCUGGACUGGCGGUGAAGAGGAUCUGCGUGGCUGUCUUCUUGUCGCGAGAGAGAGAUCACGUCAGGUGUCAUCUGAUCGAAGACACAAAAGCUGCGUUCAAGCUUCUGGUGGAUCGGGAACGUCGUCUGGGCGGAACUCGCGUGGACAACGGAACCCUAGGCUUCAGAGCAGGCGGAUCGCCUCUUCGUAUCGAACUAGAGGAUAGAGAAAGUGGAUUCGUAGAACGCCAAGAGGUUCCCCAUCGUCGAAUCUGGUCGUCGACGAGAACCAGUAUAAAGCGAUCCUUCAGGAUCGAGAAAACCGUUGGCGAGAUGAGACUGAGUUUCGAGCUACGCGCUAGCCAAUGCGGUUUCGAUGAGCACGCAUUGUUCCUGAGGAUCGACCUCGAUUUCAUGAAAAGAAACGGGUCCAGCGGGAAGAGAUCUACCAAAACAGAGUCGUCGAUCGUGUUACGCGGGAAGAACUCCAACAGGUCGACGGAAUCUGUCGUUCCGAGACCAUUCAGAUUCUCGAAAACGCUGAGGAAACAGCUCUGCCAGUGUCUCGAUCCGCCAAGCGCUCGGGGCAAUGAUUGGAGAAUGUUAGCACAAAGGCUGCAAGUAGACCGAUACGUCGAUUACUUCGCGACGAAAGCGAGCCCCACGGAGCACAUCCUGGACCUCUGGGAGGCGAAACAUCAGGAGGCCACUGCCCUCGCGGACCUCCUGAACCACUUAAGACUGAUGGGACGCGUCGACGCUGCCAAUGUUCUCGAAAGUCGCCUCGGACCGUGGAUCUGA
Molecule: messenger RNA, 3012 nt
Organism: Dufourea novaeangliae
Lineage: Eukaryota; Metazoa; Arthropoda; Insecta; Hymenoptera; Halictidae
Product: netrin receptor UNC5C-like
Exons: 13
Coding region: 1-3012 (1003 amino acids)
Biological process (GO): netrin-activated signaling pathway; motor neuron axon guidance
Cellular component (GO): membrane
Molecular function (GO): protein binding; netrin receptor activity
Source: RefSeq, a predicted model, not a curated record